GUGCUGGGUCUAGACUCCAACGUCUCCAUCCAGAUGAAGAAACUGAAGCGUGACCUGCUCAAGCUGAUCGGGGUCGGAGAGUUCUCCUCGCAGGCCGUCUUUGACAACCCCUGCCUCUCCUUUGUCUUGCCCGAGAUGAUCUGCAAAAGCUGCAACCAGAUCCGCGACCUUGACCUGUGCCGUGACGUGAAUGUGGAGGUGACAGCCGAGGGCACUGCGUGAAGGAAGCCAACAUGCCGCUCCACUGUAGCUGUGCCGGAGAGUUCCGACUGACCUACGACCUCACCGACUUUGGCAAACAGUUGGUCACCUUACAGGGGAUUGCUAGACACUACAAGAUGGAGCUGCUCAGUGACAUGAUCGACUUGAUAGCUCAGUCCAACCCUGGCCUUGAACUCUGACCCCUGCCUGGAUUGACCUUCCAGCGGCGUGAGGACACCGUGACCUUGACACCACACCCUCUGCCUGGCUCCACCUGACUGCACAGUCACACGCUGGUCGUUGAACUCUGACCCUUGACUCACAGGAAAUUUGGCCUUUGUUUUGGCUGUACUUUGACCUCUGUUUGCGUUGACCUGGUUGGUAGAGCAGUCUAACCAUGGCCUUGACCCCAUGUUGACCCUAGAUGUGUGUGAGUUUUUGGCUGAGCAAGACGUGCUUGUCUGACUGACUGAAUGUCAUCGUUUAUGAACCCCCUUGUUGCCUCAUCGCGUGCGCAGUACCUCACCAAAAUGUGUACGGCCUAACUUUUAGCGUUCAGUGGUACCGUACAGCGGAUGUCGCAGAAGUUGGCCAAAUUUGCCACUCCUGGUUGUCUGAAAGACGUGCCGUGUACGUCACGCGAACCACCUGGUUCAAAUUCUUCUGUACAGGGAUUUAGCCACAAGAACAGAGUGGGUCGGUAUUGGGGAAGAAAAGAUGCAGGUAUCAGUAGGCCUACCUUCCAACUUUGCUGGGAUUAGUUUACCGAACUUAUCGACUUGUGAUAAUCUAGGAAGUUGACAAGAAAAGGAGGAGUAGUCUAAAGCGCAAAUGUUAUUGAUAUGGAAGGGGGGGGUAAUCAGGAGAAUUUAUAGAAUAUUUUCGGUAAUUUCCCCUGUGCAUUCCAACAGCGGGAACUCGCCCACAGUGGGGUUUUUCUUCUAGAACCAGAAGUACGGCUAUAGCCUGCGUCUACUGUGUUAGUUUACUGUACUGCUUCAGUUACAAGAUGUCAAUCAACAGGUCUGGUGUGGUAUUCGUUUACUGUACCACUCGACUCACAAGCUGUCAAUAAAUAGGCCUGGUCUUGCAGACGGCCACAUUCUCUCGCAAGAUAUAAAUUUAGACCAAAGUUAGGACUUAAAAAGAGGCCGAAAAUGUCACUUUUUGAUUUAUAAUUAGCUCGACAAGUUUUUGGAAUGUGUAUGGGUAAGAUGGGGAAUAUAGGUUCUAAUUUUUUUAAGUCCUAAAGAUCAUUCUUUUGAUUCAUAAACAAAUUUAUUUUUUAAUGAAAAUAGAUGUUGAGAAUUACGGGGGCUCGUGGGUCAGGUCUUUGGCCCCAGGGACUGAUUGUCACUCACUCUGAGCUCUGUUUACUUUUGGUAUUUUCCCAUCUCUCAUUCGGGCUGGAUUUUAUUGACACUAGUCGCUGAGUGAUUUGCAUUAACAGAAUUCAAUUUUACCGGGUUCUGCGUUGUGUACCAACAUUUCGAUGUUUAACCUUGUUUGUUUUGUUUAUUUCAAAAGACUUUCCCCCACUUUUUGCUCACAUAAAUAUGCCGCGUUUUUUUCUCCACCAUUUUUUUAUUUUCCAAAACAGAGACUUGGAAUUUGGCAUGUAGUUAGAGAAAUGGUUGGUACGUGUGGUCAGCUGCUUAGUUUUACUUUUUGUAGGUACCAGAAACUUAAUUUUCAAACUAGUUGUAUGCCAAAUGUAUCUGUUCCGUUUGAAAGGCCUAUAUCCACUGAGCAUUUUGGUACCAUUCUUUAACCUCUCCGUCAAUUUUUAAGAAAAUGGUAGUUGUUUAAAAUUUGAUCAAAUUUGUUAAAGUCAGUCAC
Aplysia californica (California sea hare) is the source of this 2040-nucleotide messenger RNA. RefSeq names its product DNA polymerase epsilon catalytic subunit A. The record is from RefSeq and is a predicted model, not a curated record. Gene Ontology annotation, molecular function: single-stranded DNA 3'-5' DNA exonuclease activity; DNA-directed DNA polymerase activity; DNA binding. NCBI's taxonomy places the organism in Eukaryota, Metazoa, Mollusca, Gastropoda, Aplysiida, Aplysiidae. Gene Ontology annotation, cellular component: epsilon DNA polymerase complex. Gene Ontology annotation, biological process: leading strand elongation; nucleotide-excision repair, DNA gap filling; base-excision repair, gap-filling.